Prosopis cineraria is the source of this 879-nucleotide messenger RNA. RefSeq names its product 21 kDa protein-like. The transcript has a single exon. Gene Ontology annotation, molecular function: enzyme inhibitor activity. The record is from RefSeq and is a predicted model, not a curated record. Bases 21 to 659 code for a protein of 212 amino acids. NCBI's taxonomy places the organism in Eukaryota, Viridiplantae, Streptophyta, Magnoliopsida, Fabales, Fabaceae. Gene Ontology annotation, biological process: negative regulation of catalytic activity.
AUCCAACCCAUCCCACUCCAAUGUUCAAGAAAACCUCACAAAACCAAUCCCUUUCUUUUCACUCAUUGAAAAGCAUUUCAACAAACAUGUUCAAGGCAUCUUCUUCCCUCACCUUUCUCUGUUCUCUCUUCUUCGUUUCCGCCAUAGGCGCCACUCCCUCAAGCUUCCUCAAAUCCUCCUGCAGCACCACAACUUACCCUUCCGUUUGCGUCGAAUCUCUCUCCGCCUACGCCUCCACCAUCCAGCAAGAUCCUCACCAGCUGGUCCAGACCUCCCUGUCCCUCAGCCUCAACACAACCCUCUCCACCAAGGCCUUCGUCGCAAAGCUCAACAAGUUCAGAGGCCUCAAGAGCAAAGAGAACCAGGCUCUCCAUGACUGCCUGGAAGAGAUCGGCGACAGCGUCGAUCGGCUCAGCCGAUCUAUCAAGGAGCUCAAGCUCUGCGUCAAAUCUAAGGGUCAGGACUUCGCGUGGCACAUAAGCAAUGUCGAGACGUGGGUGAGCUCUGCGAUUACCGAUGAAAGCACUUGCACUGAUGGAUUCGCCGGAAAGGCUUUGAAUGGCAGAAUCAAGAGUUCUAUAAGGACCAGAAUGCUUCGUGUUGCUCAGGUCACUAGUAAUGCUCUUUCUCUCAUCAAUCACUACGCCUCUAAACACUGAUCAGAAAAUGUUGAUCUGUGUGUGUGUGUGUGGGGAUUCGUUUGUGGAUUGAAUCUGAAAAGACGAUGAGGAUAAAGAACUGAAGAUUUUGCUUUGAGAACCAUUUCAGUAUGGUUGUUUUUUUUUUUAAUUAAUGAGUGUUUUAUAUGUGGUGUAUACAGUUAAGAAUCCAAUAGAAUAUGAAACCCUUGUUAUACUUAAUAUAUGUUUUUUAUGUUGA